AUGACAUUGAAAACUGUAUACAUUGUGCGCCACGGAUACCGGUCGAACUGGCUGCCGCUAGAGCAACAGGUGGCUCCGCCAACCGGGGUCGACAGUGAUCCGCCCCUUGCUCCGCAUGGGGUCGACCAGGCGAAGGAGCUGGCGGUGUUCCUCUCGAGAGACUUGGCUGCCCGCCAGCUUCCGGUGCCGCAGAUGAUCUUCUCGUCGCCGUUCUACAGAUGCGUCGAGACGAUCCACCCAACUGCCCAGGCGCUUGGACUCGAAAUCCACCCGGAGAGGGGCUUGGGCGAAUGGUUCAAGCCGAACCGGCAGGUUGUGCCUGUGCCGGUGGACCAUGCGAUGCUACACACGUUUUUCGAAACAGUGCCCUCGGACAUGGACUGGCUCUGGGACACGGUGGUGCCGAGCGUGAAGGGGGAGACGGAGGAGAGCAUCUUCCAGCGGUGCCAGACGUUCUGGGCCCGGUUCAUUCCAAAGUUUGAGCAGAAGCACCCCGACGUGGAGUGCAUUGUGCUAGUCACACACGCUGCGACAAAGAUAGCGCUCGGGAUGGCGUUGGCCGGGUACGGGAGCACGCGUGAGUUCCUCACCGAAAAGGACGGCGGCGACGGCAAGACGACCCGGAUCGGCGGCAGCACCUGCUCGGUGGAUGCCUACAGACGCAACGUGGCGCACAACACGUGGAACAUGUUCAUGAACGCGGAGACGUCGUUCUUGAGUCUCGGCCCUGAGAUGGACUGGCAUUUUGCGACAAGCCAGUUCGAGGCCGGCAGCAAGGAAGACGUCGAGUACCGGGCGAGACUCCAGCAGGAGCAGAGCCAGGCGAAUAGCCGACACGCGAGGCAGUGCAAAUUCUGA
Molecule: messenger RNA, 858 nt
Organism: Pichia membranifaciens NRRL Y-2026
Lineage: Eukaryota; Fungi; Ascomycota; Pichiomycetes; Pichiales; Pichiaceae
Exons: 1
Coding region: 1-858 (285 amino acids)
Source: RefSeq, a predicted model, not a curated record